AUGGCAACGUCAAGAACAACAAUAAAUGAUUCUACGGUAAAUCUCAAGUGUGAUCAAUGUGUAUUGAAUAAGCCUAUUAAAGAAGAAUUUACACAAAUACACCAUACUGAAGACCAAUUACAGAAUGGGUGUGAUCAAGACAUAUCAAAUGUAUUUAUUAAAGAAGAAUUUACACAAAUAGACCAUUUUAAUGACCAAUUACAGAUUGGAACUAUAUGUGAAGCUGAAGAAAAAGUAAAGACAACUGAUACAGAAAUUAAAGUUGAAAAAGAUUUCAUAGAGUGUUUUGUUUUUCAAGGAUCAGUUGAUAGUGAAAGCCAAGAAUCAGAAUUCAUUCCUCGUUCGAUUCCUCAUAAAAAAACUAAAAUUACAUCAAGAGCAAAGGUACACAAGAAAACACAAAGUCGAGAAAAACCACAUAAAUGUGAUUUUUGCAAACAAAGAUUUUCUUACCCAUGUCAUUUAAAAAGUCAUACUAGGAAACACACCGGAGAACGACCAUUUGAGUGUAAUACCUGUGGUAAACGGUAUGUUCGAAACAGCCAUUUAAAACGCCACAUGAAUACACAUACACCCGAAAGUAUUUAUAAAUGCGUCAUUUGUCCCAAAAAGUUUUGUUAUAAGAAUUCAAUGGUUAAUCAUAUGAAAAUGCACACUGGAGAUUGGACAUUUGAAUGUGAUAUCUGUGGUAAACGGUCUCUAGAUUAUAAUGUGUAA
Molecule: messenger RNA, 717 nt
Organism: Acyrthosiphon pisum (pea aphid)
Lineage: Eukaryota; Metazoa; Arthropoda; Insecta; Hemiptera; Aphididae
Product: zinc finger protein 90-like
Exons: 5
Coding region: 1-717 (238 amino acids)
Biological process (GO): regulation of transcription by RNA polymerase II
Cellular component (GO): nucleus
Molecular function (GO): DNA-binding transcription factor activity, RNA polymerase II-specific
Source: RefSeq, a predicted model, not a curated record